GUGUGUGUGUGUGUGUUCUCCUCACCGUCAGGAUGAAGGUGUGUGUCCUCCUGAUGUGUGUGUGUUGUCUCCUCUGGAGGACGGAGGCCGACUCCAGAUCGUAUCUGAUCACAGCUCCUCUCUCGCUGCGUCUGGACGCCGUGGAGACGGUGCUGCUGCAGCUGUUUGGUUUCACCGACGAUGUGACGGUCCACGUGUUCCUGAAGACCUCCAUGGCUCCAGAUCAUGUGGUUCUGGCUCAGGAGGUCGUGACCCUCAACGCCAAGAACAACCACCAGGCCGCUGGCAAAGUCAAGCUGCUCCCGAGUCAGCUGGACAAGAGCGUGAAUCACGUGGUCCUGCACGUCCAAUCAACGGAGAUCAACCACCACCUGUCCGUGUCCGUCAGCCGCGACAACGGCUUCCUGUUCAUCCAGACCGACAAACCGCUGUACACGCCCCAUCAGAGCGGUGAGGGUUAAAAACCACAGAUACGA
Molecule: messenger RNA, 476 nt
Organism: Plectropomus leopardus (leopard coralgrouper)
Lineage: Eukaryota; Metazoa; Chordata; Actinopteri; Perciformes; Serranidae
Source: RefSeq, a predicted model, not a curated record